Messenger RNA from Drosophila willistoni, 2014 nucleotides. Its product is annotated as asparagine synthetase domain-containing protein CG17486. The record is from RefSeq and is a predicted model, not a curated record. The transcript has a single exon. Gene Ontology annotation, molecular function: asparagine synthase (glutamine-hydrolyzing) activity. Lineage: Eukaryota; Metazoa; Arthropoda; Insecta; Diptera; Drosophilidae. Bases 293 to 2011 code for a protein of 572 amino acids.
GCUUCGAGAUAUUCAAGUAAAAACCCUUUUUUAUUGAAGCAACAAAGUUGAAAUAAACAAUAGAUGGGUUUGAAAGUUCGCAUUCUUCCGAUUCUGACUAACUUAAAGGAUUGAUUAAGUUCGAUACAUCGCCAUCGAAAAAUUUACAUCGAUCUAUCGCACUUUAUAAAUUCCAUCGAUGGAGCCAUCGAUGGAUUUCCCAGCUCUAACAGGAGGAAAGAAAAUGGAAACAGCAUGGAAAUAACCAAAACAAAAAAGACGUCUGUGGAAACUACUACUCAAUAUAAGCCCAAUGUGUGGAAUUUUUUGUGCAAUCAGUCCAGAACACAAUGUAAAUUGUCAGAACCGUCUGCAUAGGGCCUUAAGAAAGUUGUUAAGGAAUCGUGGCCCUGAUGUGCAGGACGAAUUGAUAUUGGAUCAAGGCCGGGUCUUGCUCGCAGGAAACGUUUUGUGGCAACAAGGGUCUCAAAAGGCUCAAAAACAACCAGUGAUUGCUGGUCAAUAUGGACUUUUGUUUAACGGAGAUUUGUACAGUAUCGAGAAACCCUCGGCUAUGUCAGACACAACAUGGUUGGCUAAUAAAUUGGAAAGUUGCGACGGGGACAGCGAUCUGAUCUCGUUGCUGAAGGAUUUGAAGGGUCCACAUUGCUUAGUAGUAUAUAACACGACGACUGCUACUUUGUACUUCUCCCGCGAUACACUGGGCAGAAAUUCACUUCUCAUUGAAAGGGGCCAACAAGGGUUAAAUUUAAUGAGCACUUCCUAUUUUUUAGAAGAACGGAUAGAGGGAGAAAACACUGAGCCGAUGGGGAUUACACUUGAGGUCCCUCCGCUCGGGUUAUACAAAUUAGACAUAAACGAUUUGAGUCAAUGUGUUCUAUAUCCUUGGCAACCACUAAAUGAAUAUACCGGAAAGCUGCUCUCUGGCUUAGAAUCUUCAAUGCAGUGGAAGGUUCUUAUCGAAAAUCCAAUUUCUCCUAGUUGGUUGCUAACAAAUAACAGUCAGGAAGAUGACAACUAUGACUUUGACCUUUACAGUUUUUCAUUCAAGAAAGACUUCAACGAGUUGUACAAUGAGUUGCUUGAAACCGAGUCGAUUAGAAGAACAUUGUGUACCCUCGACAAGUUACUAUCAAAUUCAGUGGCAGAACGUGUUCAAAACACGGCACCUGUUUGUAGAAAUUGCAAAACCAUGAAAUGCAAUCAUGCCAAAGUCUCUGUUUUGUUUUCUGGGGGAAUCGAUUGCUCCAUACUAGCCCUACUGGCGGACAGAUUCGUUCCCAGUGAAGAGCCAAUUGAACUCAUAAACGUAGCCUUUGAGUCUUCUAGCACUGAGGGCUGGAAUGUUCCCGAUCGUCAAACUUCACUACAGUCGUUGAUGGAGCUACAACGUCUUUGUCCGGAGCGGGAUUGGCGGCCUCUUAACGUUAACGUGACUCGAUUGGAAUUGCAGCAUCAACUUGCAUCUCACAUCAAACACCUUAUAUAUCCACUUCAAACUGUUUUGGACGAGAGUCUGGGAUGUGCUUUCUUUUUUGCUACCCUAGCCAACAAUUCCACGUCCAGAGUCGCUAUCCUUGGGAGUGGGGCUGAUGAACUGUUCGGUGGGUAUGUUCGCCAUAGAAAUGCCUAUAGACGCUGCACUGGAGAUGAGAAAGAUCGCCAGCAAGCCGUUAAAGAUGAGCUUGAAUUGGACUGGCAAAGGAUACCUUCCCGCAAUCUAGCUCGCGAUGAUCGAGUUAUUGCGGAUAAUUCGAAAACGGCUAGAGCUCCAUUUAUCGAGGAAAAUGUUGUUCAGUUCGUAAGAUCUUUGGAGCCAAAUCAAAGGUGUUGUUUUAGUUUUCCUGAAGGCAUUGGUGAUAAAUUUCUUUUAAGACUUUAUGGAUAUCAACUGGGUUUCCGCAGUGCAGUGCAGCUAAAAAAACGAGCUAUUCAAUUUGGAUCCAGAAUUGCUAAUAAAAAACAGCAGGCUUCUCAGCAGUCUGACUUCUUGCGAUUCUCAUUUGAAUAAUUA